Molecule: messenger RNA, 1887 nt
Organism: Letharia columbiana
Lineage: Eukaryota; Fungi; Ascomycota; Lecanoromycetes; Lecanorales; Parmeliaceae
Exons: 1
Coding region: 1-1887 (628 amino acids)
Source: RefSeq, a predicted model, not a curated record
AUGCAAGAACACAACCAGCGGGAAGCGAACGAUUGGCAACAACAGUCAUUCAUGGAGCGCACCCAACAUCUAACCCUCAACGCUCCAACAUUUUUUCCCACAGAACGGCUGGGGUCCUCAAAUCAAGAGAGCUCUAAAGGAUCGCGGUCUGUUAGCGAUUAUUUUGAGGAACUGCCAAUACGAAGAGACAUUCACCUUUGUCUUCCGCUACCGCUGCAAGUCGAUCUAAGCGACGCAACUGCGCUACCUACAACUGAAGAUGUCGAAAUGCUUGUUACAAUGCGAAACGUGAUUGCGUUUCUCGCAGGUCAGCCUUUGGUGGCCACGCCUAAACAGGCAUCGGUGUUCAUUCUUUUUCUGAAGAUUGCUGAUGUACUGCAGCGUUACGACUUUACGAAUCUUGAUGGCUCUACACUUGGAGAAGAAGCGGCAGGGAACUUCGCAAGCUUCAUUCGGGAAUUCGGACUAGCAGACGUGAGAUCAAGUCGUGAGAAGACAAUCGAAGCUCUGAUCCUCGGAGAACGCAUGAAAUCUUGGGAUCUAUACAACGAAGGAUUUGUGCAUGCUGUUGGAAAAUACGACGACAUCAAUGGACUUAAAAGCCCCAAGCUCCACUUAAUCACUGACCUUACUCGAAAAAGGCUAGAGAGAGCAAACCUGGAUCUCUAUACUCGCGUUCGAAAUAUAGAGACGAGGUUGGAGGAUUUUGACUUUCCUUCUCUUUUCGCCGGAAUUGCAAAUUCCAGUACCAGCAGCGAAAGCAAAAUUGUUCGCUUCAAAGAUUGGAAGAGCGCAUACAUGUCAAUGCGAAGACACAUCAUGAGUCUCUACAAGCAUCAAUACGGAGCCUGGCCGCCAAAAGCUCAGUCAAAGAAGAACGAUUUUGAGGAAAGCGGACUGAAUCGUCUUUUACUGAGGGAGCUGUAUAAAGAUUUCUCAGAUCUCUACGACAUUCUUGUGGACCGCACUUCCCUGACUACUCGCACAGCGGACAUUCCAUCCCAUGAUCCGGACGAUCCGCAAGAGCCAGCACCACGCGCUUUGCGAAGAAUCUUGGAUGAAUAUGAUCGCAGUACUCCUCCAGUUCAGCCGCCAGUGCCAUUCGACACCCCUCGAGUGCCAUCAUUGUUCGAUACAAGGCGAGGGUUCGACACACUUGACCUAAAGAAGCAGAAGAAAGAGUGUGUGAAGAGACUCCGGGACGAUGAGAUUAACAAAGCACUCAUGCAGUCCUAUAAUCGAGAGUCGAUGAAGGCAACACCGUUCCUCGAAGCUUUCAUGGCCUACGAGCGAAGGACUGCGCACGGAAAAUCUAUCGAAGAGAUAGCUGACCUACGCUAUGGACAGUGGAUCUUCAUGUAUGCAGUGAUCCAAGCGUUGCCCCUUGUAAUCGUUGACGCUCCUGGUGCGAGAUGGACGAAGGGAGUGGAGUACUUCCUUUGUGAGGUGCCCAAAGGAUCCCCACCAUGGGUUCAAGAGAGCGCGAGCCAAAAGCAGAGCGUUUACCGCAUCGCUGGCGGAUCAGCCUUGGUGACCUUGCCAGCUGAUGUUGUUGAACACAGCGUCGAUGGUAUCUACCGCCGAAGUCACUGCUGGCAGGUGGCGGAUAAGUGGGCAGGGUUCAGUGAGGUGCCAGAUGUCCAGUCGCAGAACGAGCCGGAUCUUGAUGAUCUAUUACCGCCUGUGAUGCCAUCAGCGCCGGGAUCGAGAACAGCCUCACAGUCACCUGAUCGACGGCGGGCCCCUAUGGCUCUUGGACUAGAGCAAAUGCCGUUGCCUCCAGGAGUGGCACCAAGCGGAGCUAGGCCGAUGUCGGUGCAUGACCCGUCGAAGAGCUUCGCUGCUAUUCUUGGCGAAAUGGAUGGGGUGGGAAAGAAAAAGAAGUAA